Messenger RNA from Condylura cristata (star-nosed mole), 1875 nucleotides. RefSeq names its product tRNA-yW synthesizing protein 5 (gene TYW5). The record is from RefSeq and is a predicted model, not a curated record. Gene Ontology annotation, molecular function: 2-oxoglutarate-dependent dioxygenase activity; tRNA binding. The transcript has 8 exons. Gene Ontology annotation, biological process: wybutosine biosynthetic process. NCBI's taxonomy places the organism in Eukaryota, Metazoa, Chordata, Mammalia, Eulipotyphla, Talpidae. Bases 87 to 1034 code for a protein of 315 amino acids.
CGCUCUAGCCGGUCCGCCAGCCUCGUGGCCCUUUUCUCUCUGGGUCCUGUUUCCGGGCGGAUCGUGCGCUGAGGAACCGAGGAGCCAUGGCGGGGCAACGCAUCCCGGUACCCCGGCUCGAGGGUGUUUCACAGGAGCAGUUCAUGCAGCACCUUUAUCCGCAGAGAAAGCCUCUAGUGUUGGAAGGAAUUGAUUUGGGGGCAUGUACAAGUAAAUGGACAGUGGACUACCUAAGCCAUGUUGGAGGAGCAAAAGAAGUGAAGAUUCAUGUUGCCACAGUUGCCCAGAUGGACUUCAUUAGUAAGAAUUUUGUGUAUAGAACUUUAUCUUUUGACAAGUUGGUUCAGAGGGCAGCUGAAGAAAAGCACAAAGAAUUCUUUAUUUCAGAGGAUGAGAAAUAUUACUUACGAUCACUUGGGGAAGACCCUAGAAAGGAUGUUGCAGAUAUCAGAAAGCAGUUUCCUCUAUUGGAAGGAGAUAUUAAAUUUCCAAAAUUCUUCAGAGAAGAACAGUUCUUUUCCAGUGUUUUUCGGAUUAGUUCACCAGGAUUGCAACUUUGGACUCACUAUGAUGUAAUGGAUAACUUCUUGAUACAAGUGACAGGAAAAAAACGGGUGGUACUCUUCAGUCCUCGAGAUGCCCAGUAUUUAUAUUUAUCAGGCACUAAAUCAGAAGUACUAAAUAUAGAUAACCCAGACUUAGCUAAAUAUCCACUGUUUUCCAAGGCUAGAAGGUAUGAAUGUUCCCUGGAAGCUGGAGAUGUAUUAUUCAUUCCUGCUUUAUGGUUCCAUAAUGUAAUUUCUGAAGAAUUUGGAGUAGGAGUGAAUGUCUUUUGGAAGCACCUUCCAUCUGAAUGCUAUGAUAAAACAGACACCUAUGGAAACAAAGAUCCUACAGCAGCAUCAAGAGCUGCACAAAUUUUGGACAGAGCUUUAAAAACACUGGCUGAAUUACCAGAGGAAUAUAGGGACUUCUAUGCUCGGCGAAUGGUCUUACACAUUCAGGACAAAGCUUACAGCAAAAACUUCGAGUAAAUAAUGAAGUGAAUACAAAAAUAUAAGGAUUAAAAUGUAAUUGAGCUCAAAUAUUGGACAAAUUGCAUAAUAAUAUUAAACUUUUUAAAGUAUGAAAAAUCAGUUUCAGAUUUACAGAUUAAGUGUAAAGGAAUGUUUGUGUAGUUUCUACAUAAUAUAGUGUUAUGGUUCAAAAAAUACUGUAAUUGGGACCACUCUUUAGUUUUGAGAUAUAAAUAACUAAAAAUCCAACUUUAAACAUUAAACAAUAAGAAAGUUAAAUUAUUACACAUGAAGUUUUCUGCUAGAAUGGGCUUCAGUAUUUCUGAUUUACUAGUGCCACCAAGAAAUUGAGGGUUUUUUUUCUCCCUACUCCUCUCAAUGGCAGCAUUGGCAUCCUCCUAAGCUGGCUACUCUUGUGGUCACAGGAUGAUUGCCAAUAGCAGUUUGGGCCGUGUGCAUCUUCAUUUACAUGCAGUGGAGGAGUCAGGCUGGAUUCCAGGAGCCCUGUCUUAAUAUAAGAAAGCUUUCCCAGAAUUUACCACCAAAAUUCUUAGGUGUCAUUGAUCUAAAGUUGCUUAGAUCUGUCCAUCCCCAAGCCAGUCACUGGCAAAGCAUAAGGAAUAAUCCUUAAGCCAGCUGGUUUAUGGAACUGGAAAUAGAAUUCUUCCCCUGAGGCACAAGAUAUAUGAUGGGUACAAAAUGGAUAAUUAUCUAAUAUUAUAUUAGUCAGAAGUUCUGAUAAGAAAGGAAAAAGAUGGGCAGCCAACAAUCUCUUCAUUAAUCUUUUGAGCUUUUAAAAACAGAUGUCAGGGGCCCUCCCUGAAGCACAGCACUAAGAAGCUAAAGCCACUUCCGCAUG